AUCUAAUAUGAGGGAUGUGCACAGAAGUCUUCAUCUGCUCAUGACUCCGUUGUUUUGCGUGACUUUUUGAGGAUUUCUCACAUCUUAGUCUGCAUGUCCUGAACAAAGUACAAGACUCCUUCAUUCUCUUCUACAAAACGUUUGCUACCUUCUUCAACUUCUCCAGGAUGGAUCCGCGUGGAAAAACAUUGAGUACUGAGUCAACUGUAGCAGACGAAAGAAAAACUGAUAAAAAGACCGUAUCUGCAUCUGUCAUAAAUGAGGAUCUUUCUUCAGAAAUUUCAAAAUGUUCUUUGAUUGGAGCUCAAGUUCCAAGUUUGAAGAAAAGACUUAUUGUUCUUGACAUAAAUGGGUUGCUAGCAGAUGUAGUUUCUCCCCCUCCAAAGGAUCGCAAAGCAGAUGCAACCAUUGCGAGGAGGGCAAUAUUCAAGAGGCCCUUCUAUCUUGAGUUUCUGGAGUUUUGCUUUGAAAAGUUUGAAGUUGGCAUAUGGUCUUCGAGAUUGAAGAAAAAUGUUGAUUUAGUCGUUAAUUUUUUGAUGGGAGACAUGAAAAAGAGGUUGCUUUUCUGUUGGGACCUUUCUCAUUGCACUGGAACAUGCUUCAAAACUCUUGAAAACAAGCAUAAGGAUGUGGUUUUCAAGGACUUGAGGAAAAUUUGGGAUAAGUAUGAUCCUAAUCUUCCAUGGGAGAAAGGAUAUUACAAUGAAUCAAAUACGUUACUAUUGGAUGAUUCUCCCUAUAAGGCAUUGCUUAAUCCUCCAAACACCUCGGUCUUCCCUCAUACAUUCAGUUAUCAGGUUGAAAACGACAACUCUUUAGGUGAAGGAGGGGAGCUGAGAGUAUAUCUAGAUGGUUUGGCAAAUGCUGAAGAUAUGGCUAAGUAUGUUGAGGAACACCCAUUUGGCCAAGAACGAAUUAGUGAAACAAGUCAAUCUUGGAACUUCUAUCGUCAGGUUAUUGAUAGUCUUUCUGCUGGCCAAAACUGUUCUUAAUUUGAAGACAAAAUAAGAUCAUUAAUGAAACAGUUGUUUUGAUCGUUAUACUUUCUUUCAACAUUGCUGAAAAUUUUCAUAUGGAAUACAAGGUGCUACAAACAAGGUGAGUAUUGGAAGGAAAAAUAAUAAUGUAGAUGGGAGAGUACUUUUCGCAGAUUACCUACAAACUUUAUCGAUCAUAAUAUUGUUGGUUGAUGUCUUGAUGAGA
Messenger RNA from Cajanus cajan (pigeon pea), 1203 nucleotides. Lineage: Eukaryota; Viridiplantae; Streptophyta; Magnoliopsida; Fabales; Fabaceae. The record is from RefSeq and is a predicted model, not a curated record.